Molecule: messenger RNA, 813 nt
Organism: Prosopis cineraria
Lineage: Eukaryota; Viridiplantae; Streptophyta; Magnoliopsida; Fabales; Fabaceae
Product: proline-rich receptor-like protein kinase PERK3
Exons: 4
Coding region: 1-813 (270 amino acids)
Biological process (GO): protein phosphorylation
Molecular function (GO): protein tyrosine kinase activity; ATP binding
Source: RefSeq, a predicted model, not a curated record
AUGUUUUACGUCUCCGACCACUUUGAACGGCAAAGAGGUGAAAAUGAAAUAUCUGAGAAGGAGAUAGAACUUAGAAAUCCACUUUGUUCAGUAUGUAAAAACAAACGACCAGUUGAAGUUGGAUUAUGGAAGAAAGACUUCAGUUACAAAGAACUGUGCAAAGCUACUCAGGGAUUCUCCCAAAAGAACUUUAUAUCAGAGGGUGGAUUUGGAGCUGUGUACAAAGCAGACCUAAGUGGAAUGAGAAUUGCUGUUAAGAAACUCAAUAAUGAAAGUGCCCAAGGAGAGAAAGAAUUCAAAUCUGAAGUCAAUUUACUCUGCAAAGCAACACAUGACAAUGUGGUUCUCCUACUAGGCUCCUGCUCUGAAGGAAAGCAUAGGCUUCUUGUUUAUGAAUAUGUUUGUGAUGGCUCACUUGACCAACAUAUAUCACGACACUCUCGAUCUCCGCUUAAUUGGGAAGAAAGGAUCAAAGUUGCUAUUGGAGUUGCGAAGGGAUUACUAUAUUUGCAUAAGAAUAACAUUAUACACAGAGAUGUGAGAGCAAACAAUAUCCUUAUCACACAUGAUCGUCAAGCUCUGUUGGGAGACUUUGGAUUGGCAAGAAAUCAACAUGAAGACUCAAUACAUUCGACAGAGGUUAUUGCAAGUUUCGGGUAUUUGGCACCUGAAUAUGCAGAAUAUGGGAAAGUUUCAGCUAAGAUUGAUGUAUAUUCUUUUGGGGUGGUUCUGCUAGAGCUCAUAACUGGAAUGAGAGUUACAGACAAAAGACUUAGAGGGAAAAGUCUUGUCGGAUGGGAUUAUGCUAGCUAG